Messenger RNA from Aspergillus oryzae RIB40, 1842 nucleotides. RefSeq lists its product as uncharacterized. Gene Ontology annotation, molecular function: myo-inositol:proton symporter activity. The coding region runs from base 1 to 1842 and encodes 613 amino acids. Gene Ontology annotation, cellular component: membrane. The record is from RefSeq and is a predicted model, not a curated record. The transcript has 10 exons. NCBI's taxonomy places the organism in Eukaryota, Fungi, Ascomycota, Eurotiomycetes, Eurotiales, Aspergillaceae. Gene Ontology annotation, biological process: transmembrane transport.
AUGGACGAAAAGACAUCCCUCGGGGCGACUGCACACAAUGAGACCCUGACUCAGGCGACAAAGUCAGGACUGGCGGACCCCGCUGACCGCCGCGAGUCCUUUGCUCUCAAUCUCGUUGAGAAUCCGCUGACGCGCAGCUCUCCAGAGCAGGCUGUUCUCGAUGCCCGAGCUUUCGCCGAGUCGCACCAGAUGGCGGAGCACGCAGAUCUGUUUGGUCGCGCCGCUCUGGUCGCGCGGGACCCCCAACGCUUCGAGAUGAUUACUGAGCUCUCUGAGGAUGAGCGCGCCGCCCUCAUAUAUGAGCGCGAUCACAAAUGGCACGGCCCCUUCAUGCUCUGGUACUCGAUCGCUUUGUGCGCCGUCGGAGCCGCUACCCAGGGAUGGGAUCAGACGGGAUCGAACGGUGCCAACCUGUCCUUCCCGCAGGAAUUUGGCCUGGUUGGAACAGCGAGAGCUGAAUGGAUCGUGGGAGUUAUCAAUGCGAUCAUCUUUUUGACUGCUGGUCUUAUUGGUGCCUUUAUCGUCGAUCCACUGAACCACUACUUAGGCCGACGAGGAGAGAUUUUUGUCACGGCUUGCUGUCUCACGGCCACCCCAAUUGGCUCGGCCUUUGCCAAAUCAUGGCAGGGACUUUUCGCCGCGCGAUUUGUCAUGGGUAUUGGCAUCGGUGCAAAGAAUGCUACGGUACCUAUCUACUCCGCCGAGAUGGCCCCGGCUCGAAUUCGAGGUGCUCUGGUCAUGUUCUGGCAACUGUGGGUGGUAGCAGGUAUUUUCUUGGGCUUCUGCGCCAAUGUGAUUGUGAAAGACACGGGAGAUAUCUCUUGGCGUCUCCAACUAGGUUCGGCCUUUAUCCCAUCUUUCAUUCUCGGCGCGGGUAUCUAUUUCUGUCCCGAGUCCCCACGUUGGCUCAUGAAGCAUGGGAAGUAUGCGUCGGGAUUCAAAUCCAUGCUGCGCUUGCGAGCUCAUCCUAUCAUCGCCGCAAGGGACUUCUAUUAUUCGUGGAUUAUCUACGAAGAGGAGCUCAAGGAAGCCCGCGGCGCUGGCUACUUCGCGCGUAUGUGGGACUGUUUCGCUGUGCCGAGGAUUAGGCGCGCUAACUACGGUGCCUCAACCGUCAUGCUUGCCCAGCAAAUGUGCGGCAUUAACAUCAUCUCUUUCUACAGCUCAACGAUCUUCGAAGAUGUCGGCUACACCUCCGAGCAGGCCUUGUAUGCGUCUCUUGGCUAUGGCGCUAUUCAGGUCGUCUCCACUAUCCCUACUCUCUUCCUCAUCGACACCAAAGGGCGGCGAACCCUGACGUUGGCUACCUUCCCCUUGAUGUGUAUCUUCUUAUUGGCCGGUGGGUUGUCGCUUCUGAAAGAUGAUGGUAGCAGAGGGGAACAAAUCGGACCAGUUGUCCUAUUUGUUUACCUCUUCACGAUCUGCUAUUCGUUGGGUGAAGGACCCGUUGCUUUCCAGUACUCUGCCGAGGUGUUUCCCACCAUUCAGCGAGAGCAAGGAAUGGCUUGGGCUGUUUGCAUCAACAACACCUUUGCGGGUGUUCUCAGUCUCACCUUCCCUCGGAUGAGGACCGUCAUGACUCCAACCGGCGCUUUUGGUUUCUACGCCGGACUCAACCUUAUCGCUUGGUUUAUGAUAUUCUGCUUCGUCAGGGAGACCAAGCAGUUGACUCUUGAGGAGUUGGAUCAGGUGUUUUCGGUCCCAACGAAGGACUUCAUCCACCACGAGUUGACCGUGUGGCUUCCUUAUUUCAUCAAGCGCCAUAUCUUCCGUCGAAAUAUCGAGAAGCCGCCACCAAUCAUCGCAGCAGCGGACGGACCUGUGGGCAGUCGCGCGGCCUAA